AAUAAAUAAAAGCUGUCAGUCGACAGCGGCAGCAGCAGCAAUGUGUGGAAAAGUCUGCUUUUUCAUUCUGAGUGGUUUUAACCACCGGAGUAUGUGAAAUUAAAACGUUCAACCGUGCUGCUGUUGUUAGUAUGACGAAUAAAACUAAAGCAAAGUUUUGGAAAAGGUUCAAAUUCCAAACCACGUCAACUCAUCUGUCGUGGCAGCCGCAGGAGUCUCUGUCUGGACACAAAGAAACGGAGGAAGAUUUAAACCAGCAGGGUCAUUCAGGUCCUUGGACAUCCUGUGAUUCCUGAUACUUCUGCUGUAUCGACCACAGCAAGGACUCAGCACAGUUAUGCCAGCUUUCCUCUGACAGGCUUUCUCACAAGAUGGACUCAGACUGCUGCCCUGUUGAUCAGCCAGCCUCUGCACCCACAGCGCCCACACUGUCUGACUCAGUCCCUGUUAAUGGAGUCUCUGAAGUCAGCAGUCUGACAGCAACGGCUCCUCCAGGUUCAGAGGCAGAGGAUCUGGAGACCUACAACCUGAUCGAGCCUCCUCCGUUGGACUGGAGGUCGGACUCCUCCAGUGAGGCGGGUUCAGCAGAUGAUCUGGACGACUCCAGCCUGCCCCCCUCGGCCGACAGUCUGGACAAGGCAAGUGUAGGUGAGUCAGUUUUGUCACCUCUGGACGUGAGAGACGUUUUAACUCCACUCGACGUGAAACAGCAAGAGCUCGUGGCGAAUAUUGCAGAGCCAGUGCAAGAUGUUGAGGUGGAUUUGGAAGAAGAGGAUGAGGCAGUUGAGGAGGAGGAGGAGGUAGAGGUGAGGGCUGAAGGCUUGGAGGGUGUAGAGGACGACCAGGAGGAGGUGACAUUUAGGGAGGCUGAGGAUAAUAUCAGUGAGGGGUUCGAGGUCGCAAACACAAGAUCAACUGAUGAAGACCACAGCCGCAUCCACACCCUGCUCAGCCAGCUCCAGCUAAUGGGGGAAGAGCCUCAUCCCAGUCACCAGACGCCACCUCACUGUCACUAUCCCGGCCUGUCCGAGCUGGAAGCAUGCGCUCCUUCCCUGUUAACAGACGACAGUACUGAAACCACGGGGCUGCUGUUCUCUGAAAGCCACCAGAGAGACCUGCUGGGACUGCUGCAGUGCACAGAGAUCAGCGCUACACCCCGUCCCGCCCGCCUCGCCCACAGAGGGGAGGUAGACGCCGUGGUGUCAGUCUCCUACAGCCAGGAGGACACUCAGAGGUUCUGGGGUCACUACGGGAACCAUCAACAGCAGCGACACAGGGAGGACUCCCUCAACUCCCUGCCCGACGAUGAGUAUCCUGAGCCGGUGUGGAUGAAGCUGGGGGAGGAGCCUCCGGAGAGAGAAGCUGCUGCAGAGAGCGAGCAGAGUGCUGAUGACCAACCUUCAUAUAAAAAUGUGCCUGGUCCUUGUGACCCUGAGGACCUGUUAGAUGGAGUGAUAUUUGGUGCCAAGUAUCUGGGCUCCACUCAGAUCAAAUCAGAGAGGAACCCAUCGACUAACGCUCGCAUGGCCCAGGCUCAGGAGGCUGUGGACCGAAUAAAGGCUCCAGAGGGAGAAUCUCAGCCAAUGACAGAAGUGGAUUUAUUCAUCUCCACUCAGCGAAUCAAAGUGCUCACUGCUGACACACAGGAAGCCAUGAUGGAUCACGCUCUGCAGAUGAUCUCCUACAUCGCCGACAUUGGCAAAAUCGUGGUCCUGAUGGCACGAAGAAAGCGCAAAGGGCAAGAAGAUGACCCAGCCACUUCCUCUUCAUCCUCUGGGCCUCAGAAGAAGUGCUUAAUGAUCUGCCAUGUCUUCUCCUCUGAGGAUGCUCAGGUCAUAGCCCAGGCUAUCGGGCAGGCGUUCGGAGUGGCUUACCAGCAGUUCCUCCAGGCCAACGGCAUCAAGGCCAGCGAUCUGAGGCCGGGCGAGUACAGUGAAUACCUGGAAAGUCAGGAGCUCUACAACGGAGAUCUGGCCCACUUCUCUGACUCGCAGAACCUCCGAGAUGUCGCCAUCACCAAGGCUCCUGGAGAGAUCUUGGGACUGGCAGUCGUGGAGUCGGGCUGGGGCUCCAUCCUGCCCACGGUGGUCGUGGCCAACCUCCUUCACGGAGGCCCGGCUGAGCGCUGCGGCGAGCUCAGCAUCGGUGACCGCAUCAUGUCUGUCAAUGGCACCAGCCUGGUGGGUCUGCCCAUCACCACCUGCCAGAACAUCAUCCGGGACCUGAAAAGCCAAAAGUAUGUGAAGCUCAGCAUAGUCCACUGCCCUCCAGUCACCAUGGCGAUUAUCAGGAGACCAGAACCUAAGUUUCAGCUGGGCUUCAGCGUGGAGGACGGCAUCAUCUGCAGUUUGAUGCGAGGUGGUAUAGCGGAGAGAGGAGGAAUCCGUGUCGGGCAUCGUAUCAUUGAAAUCAACGGGCAGAGUGUGGUUGCAACGCCACAUGACAAGAUCAUCCAGAUCCUGACAAAUGCUGUCGGAGAGAUUCACUUGAAGACGAUGCCAGCCUCAACGUAUCGACUGCUAACAGGACAAGAGCAGCCAGUGUUUCUUUGAGCACCUCCUGCUUCACAAGGACAAACAUACUGCACAGUGUUAAAGCUACAGAAGCUUUUGCCAAACUCAGAAAAUAUUAUGCAAUUGAUCACACAGCGUAUUCUAAGCUGUUGUCACACCACUGAAUACCAUAAACUUAGACUAGCUCUAUAUUUUUAAGAUGUAAAGUGCGUUUGAAUAUGAAAGCGUAAUUUAAAAUGACAGGGAUAGAUGAUAGUUCUCCAUUUAUAUUUAUCAGAUAUUUAACUGUUCAGGUAGUAGCUGAGAUGCUAUAAUGUAAAAGCGCAAUAUUUUUUGACUUCACUAACUUACAUAGUGGUGAAUAGCAUCAUGUAUCCUCCAGUUCAUGAGUCUUCCAGCCUGGUGUGCCUGAGCUAAACAUGCUUGGAGGAGGAGCCGUUUUAAAUCAGGACAAAGGGUCUGUGUAUUUCAUACGUAUCUACAAGUGUCUGCCACAAGCGAAGAGAAGGUUAUUUACUACAGUGCUCUGGUUCAUUCGCACAUGCUCCACUGACUGUGCCUGACAUGACGUAGAUAUCAUGCACAAUUCAAGGUAACUGCCUUAUUUGAUAGAGAGAUGCUUAUAUUUUUAAGAAUUUGCUGUUUUGGAUGUUCAUUAAACAAAUCUGUAAGAUGUC
This is a messenger RNA of Stegastes partitus (bicolor damselfish), 3190 nucleotides long. Its product is annotated as amyloid beta A4 precursor protein-binding family A member 3. Gene Ontology annotation, biological process: chemical synaptic transmission. The record is from RefSeq and is a predicted model, not a curated record. Bases 372 to 2552 code for a protein of 726 amino acids. Gene Ontology annotation, molecular function: amyloid-beta binding; protein binding. Gene Ontology annotation, cellular component: cytoplasm; plasma membrane; dendritic spine. The transcript is spliced from 11 exons. Lineage: Eukaryota; Metazoa; Chordata; Actinopteri; Pomacentridae.